GUGUGAGAGAGAGAGCGGUACUGACGGUCAGUGAGAGUCGGGGGAGAACGAGGCGACUCACAAAAGCAAAGAACUUCGAGACCCAACAAGAAACUCAUGGAGACAUGGCUUCAGGGACUCUCCUGAUCUGUGUGUUGAUGUUGUCGUCUGUACGUGUGAUAAAGUCUGCUGAGCCUCUGUUUAAUCUGAAGUGCCAGCCUGCAGUAGGAGUCAUCGGUCAGAUCACUCACAUCUCCUGCAGCAUUGAGUCACAAACUGGGCCUGUUAUUAUUAACACAGUGGUUUUAACCAGGUUUAGAGAGAAUAAAUCCUGUUUCACAUUUCAACCGUAUGAGAACAGAGUGACAGGAGACUCUCGAUUUAAAGUUGAAAGCUUGCCAUCGUUACAGCUUCAUAACACAGCGAUCUCAGAUGAAGGUGGAUAUAAAUAUUACAUCAGGACCAACCUGGGGAAUGUUAAUGUACAAUUCACAAUUAAUGUCACAGCCAAGUACAGCACCUCGAUCACAACCUCAGAGCCGACAGAGAUAGAGAGCGGUGGAGCUGUUGAUCUGUACUGUAAUGCUAGCGGUGGAUACCCAGCAGGAACCAUCCACUGGUUUGAUCAGAGCAACACAAACUGGACACAAAACUCUGGACUGCAGAUCACACAGGGACACGACGGUCUCUUCACUCUGUCCAGUAAACUGAGCUUCAAGAGCAUUGACUCGACCUGGACACCUUUCAGGUGCGUCGUCCUCAACAAUAGAUACAAAGGAGAAGGAGAGAGCACGUCAGCUCUGAAGAUAAAGGAUGAGCUGAUGAUUACCCCACAUUCCAACAGUACAAUGAAGAACGGCAUUGCUGGUGUGAUCGUUAUCGGGUCUCUCAUCGCCGGCCUCCUGUUUGUUCUGUUAUUCAGGAGAAGAAGCGACCGACGUCCAAGAUCUUUCCAAAUUCCAGCCCAGAAUGAAGAUGAUUAUGAAAAAGCAGCUGACGCUGAAGAGACACAGUGUAAUGCCUGAUAUAAAACACCAUUAUUGACUAUGUUCCUGUAACUGCACUUUUCAUAAUAUUGUAGUAAAAUUUUAAUUAAAUAGACUUGUCAUCUGUGGAAAACUAAAACUGCAAACUUUACACAGGAAGCAUGUCUUGAUUUUUGAAGAACCACAAAUAUAUGAGAGUAAAGCAGGUCAGGUGGGGCAGUAACGUAGUGAACUAGAACACUAGAGUGUGAGACCCCUGCUGGGCAGUAAGUGUAUCACAGUGAGCUGGUGGCGCGUUCUUAAAUGAUGAACCCUACACACGGCGCUUCAUACAGCCACUGUGCAGUGCUUUUCCUAACUGAAAUUAACAGAAGCCUUUACUGAAUAAAUAAACACUCAUUUUAAGGGCCACAUAGGGACUCUUUACUUUAGGACAGGGGUCUUGAAUUAAACUUUAAAAAGGGUCAGGUCAAUAAAAAAGUUUUCUUUAAAUUGAGGUUUUGUAAGUCUAUAAAAAUAAGCAGUUUAAAAUUUCAAUAACAGUUAUCAUUAAUUUAUACGUAAAUAUGUCACACCGGGCUCUCAGUUCAGGUAUUUUACAUGCCCUCACCUCGAGCCGCUGCCACGGCUAUAAACUUUACAGAAAUUCUUGGAGUGAGAUUCUGAAAGUACGGUCACAAAGAAAAUCACAACUUUGUAUGGAGUUUAAUCAUACACAAUACAAUGCAUUAAUAUUUAUGUUUAUAAGGAACAUUCAGAGGCUAACACAAUGGAUUAGGAGACAAUACAACAAAACACACACAAUAUUAUGUAAAACGCAGCAGUCAUACAGGAGCCAUGGAGAUGAGUGUGUAUGACGGAUCCUCGCACACUCGUACUGCCAAAGCUCAGAUCAAGUCACAGAAAGUAAAGAAAAUACAAGGAAAGAACCAUUAUUGAUAAAAAAGAAGGAGAGAAGAAAAAAAAGGUAAAAAAGAUUUUAGAUAUAAAGUGGGAUUGUGUUGCACGUAUGAUUGUGAUUCUCUCCCUUUUUCUCGAUUCUGUAAUAAUCACAUAUUCAAUUCAGUUUUAUUUGUAUAGCGCUUUUAACAAUGGUCACUGUCGCAAAGCAGCUUUACACAAUGAAAAGAAAUUAUGGAAAUGUGAGAGAAUGAGUGUGAAUCAGAAUGAUCAGAUCGUCCCUGAUGAACGAGCCGAGGGUGACGGUGCUGAGGGAAAAACUCCCUGAGAUGGUAAUAGGAAGAAACCUUGAGAGGAACCAGACUCAACAGGGAACCCAUCCUCAUCUGGGUAAUAACGGAAAUUGUUGUGUAUACGUAUGUUGGCCUUUGAGUGUUCUUAUGGAUAAAAACUCCUACAUGAUUAAACUCAAUAUAAAUAUUUUAAUGGCAUUGUAAAUAUUCAUGUUUAUUUCUUCUGUCAAUAAUAAUAUGCCACUGCCCUCAAAUAAUGUUAUCAGUCAUGCUUUCUUCUUUUGCAUGUGAUUGAUGCCUCACGCAGUUGUAAAUGUGUGGAACUGUUUGCAAAAUAUGAACAUUCAGUGUGAGAUAUGGAAGUAAAAGCAUCCUGUUUCUUGAUUUCAUAUCUGGGGAAACAACAGUCCUCUUUAUACAACUGUAAAGCAAAUUUUUUGUGGUUCUUUUAAUAAACAUAUUAAACAGAA
This is a messenger RNA of Clarias gariepinus (North African catfish), 2628 nucleotides long. RefSeq lists its product as uncharacterized. The coding region runs from base 105 to 1004 and encodes 299 amino acids. Gene Ontology annotation, biological process: positive regulation of T cell proliferation; negative regulation of T cell proliferation; immune response. The record is from RefSeq and is a predicted model, not a curated record. Lineage: Eukaryota; Metazoa; Chordata; Actinopteri; Siluriformes; Clariidae. The transcript has 8 exons. Gene Ontology annotation, cellular component: external side of plasma membrane.